Musca vetustissima is the source of this 1288-nucleotide messenger RNA. Its product is annotated as inhibitor of growth protein 1. Gene Ontology annotation, biological process: positive regulation of DNA-templated transcription. NCBI's taxonomy places the organism in Eukaryota, Metazoa, Arthropoda, Insecta, Diptera, Muscidae. The coding region runs from base 23 to 1288 and encodes 421 amino acids. The record is from RefSeq and is a predicted model, not a curated record. Gene Ontology annotation, cellular component: nucleus. The transcript has 4 exons.
ACUGGCUCAAUUGUGGGAGAAAAUGGAUGAGGCCCUGUAUUCGGCCACCUAUGUGGAUAACUACAUUGAUUCGGUAGAAAAUCUACCCGAUGACGUUCAGAGGCACUUAUCGCGUAUACGUGAUAUAGAUGUACAGUAUCGAAACCUCCUGCGAGAUGUUGAUCAUUAUUAUGAUUUAUGGAGAUCCCUACAGAAUUGUGGCGAAUCGAAUAUACCAAGGCGGGCACGUUCUGUAACCCGUAUGCAACAGAGUUUAAUUCAGGCCCAGGAAUUGGGCGAUGAAAAGAUGCAAAUUGUAACACAGCUACAGGAAUUGAUAGAUCACAAGACACGACAACUGGACACGGACCAGAAGAAUCUCGACAUAAAAGAGGAAAAGGAAGAUGUUAUGCAUAUGCAAAUGGAUGAGUGUGGUGCACCGACACCGCAGAAACAAUCACGUACCCAGAGUCCGGCAAGGGUUGGGGAUUUGUCAACGCUGUCCGGAGAAGACUCAAUUGGAAAUAAUGUUGUUCUUUGCUUAGGUUAUGGUGCCGGUGGUUCUUCGGUUUUAAAUUCCGCCGGUGGCGGCAAUUCCACACCAAAUUCCGAACGUUCCGGCAGUGGUAAUAUGGGCUCAAGCGGCAACAAUGCCAAUGGAUCAAGUGGAGCCGGCGGUCUUCUUAAUUCAUCUAAUAUGGAUAAUCAACGAAGCAAUAGUAAACGUUCUCGACGCCGUAAUGAUACCGUUGGUAAUAUGGAAUUGGGUGGCAAUGAAUCGAAUUCCGCCAAUGAGGGUGGCAGUAAUGGUGCCGAUCGUAGCAACAAUCAGAAAUCAUUAAAUAUGGCGGCGUCACAGAAGAAAAGUGGUGGUGUACAAAAUAUUGCCGGUUCAGCGGUGUCAGCAUCUGCAGUUACAGGAUCUGGUUCAGGAUCGGGUAACGGCAGCGGUUCGGGUAAUAAUCAUUCGGGCAAAAAGAAGAAACGUAAAGCACGUGGCGGUGGAGCGCAGUCGUCGGCGCAAGCCAGAGAUGCCAGAGAGGAAACACCACCGCCCGAUCCAAUUGAUCCCGAUGAGCCAACAUACUGUGUAUGCAAUCAGAUAUCCUUUGGUGAAAUGAUUCUCUGCGAUAAUGAUCUGUGUCCCAUUGAAUGGUUUCAUUUUUCGUGUGUUUCAUUGGUAUUAAAACCCAAAGGCAAAUGGUAUUGUCCGAAUUGUCGUGGCGACCGACCCAAUCUUAUGAAACCCAAAGCUCAAUUUCUUAAAGAACUGGAACGUUACAACAAAGAAAAGGAGGAGAAAACGUAA